AUGGAGGGGAAAAUUGCAGCGCGCAAGGACAAGGAGAAGGCGGCAGAGGCGGCGAUCUCUUCAGUGAGCGGCAAGAGCGCGGCGGGGCCAAAGCCGAAACGGGGGUGCAUGGAAGACUUCUACGGAGACGAGGGUCUCUCAUCCACGCGGAAUGCCGACGAGGCGAUAUGCCUCUAUUUCGCGGGGAUGCGCGUGGCGGAACGGCAGUGCGAGAACCCCCUCUUCCUCAACAUGCUUCGCGCCGUCACCGCCGCCGGCCCCAACUACGUCCCUCCCAAGCGUGACUACGUCGGCGGCGCCGGACUCCUGGCGUGCAAGAAGAGGAUCAAGAAGGGAUUGGCGCCGAUUACCGACACGUGGGCGAAGACGGGCGUGACGAUCGCCAGCGAUAUGAGGACGGACAAGAGCGGGCGCGCGCAGAUGAACAUCCUGCUCCUCAACGACGCCGGUGCUGUUUUCGUCAAGGCAGUUGACUGCAAAAUGGAGCUGAAGAGCGGAGCGUUCGUGGCCGGCAUCUUGCGCCCGAUCAUAAAGAAGAUCGGCCCGGAGAAUGUCGCCGUGCUGUGCAUGGACGGUGGCAGCAACUACGCGUCGGCAUGCAAGCUGCUGCAGGCGGAGUGGCCGCACAUCGAGCAUGUGCCAUGCGCCACCCACGUGCUCGACUUGCUGAUGGAGGACAUCGGCAAGAUGGAGUGGGCGCGAGACGUCGUCGGCCGAGCGGGCGACAUGAUCACGUUUCUACGCUUCACGUGUGGACGCGCGUUUUUUUGCGGAGCCCGGAGCUGCACGCUUCGCUCGCAGCUGCUGCAGAUGGUGGUGCAUGACGGCUGGAAGAAGAUGAAGGGGAAGAAGGGGACGAAGGAGAAGAAGACAACGGCGUGUGACUUCGAGGCGUGGGUGAUGGAUGUGGAUUGGUGGGAGAAAGCGGGGUUUUUUUUGCAGAUUAUGGAGGUGCCAUUCAUGGUGAUGAGGAGGACGGACUCGCAGGCGAAGGGGAUGAUGGGUGCUAUCUAUGACAUCAUGCUGCAGCUGACGGAGGACAUGGCGAAGCUGCUGGAUGGUGAUAUGUGUAAGCUGAAGGAGGAGGAGAAGGUGGAGGUGCAGGAGCACUUGAGGCGCCGUUGGGACGAGAGUUUGGCGUGCCCCCUUCACGCGGUUGGCCUGAUCCUUAAUCCGGCCAACCAGCUGGAGGAGAUUUUCCUGCGUGACGUCGAGUGCACCAAGGUGAUGAGGGAGUGGCUCGCCGGCUCUAAGGUCUUUGUCGACAAGUUCUGGAAGGGGAAGAAGGGGCCGCACAAGAGUUUGCAGGAGGGGAUGUUGGCGUACAUCAACGCCACUGGGAGCUUCGGAUCGGAGGAGGCGAGAUUGGGGCGUGAGGAGCUGCAGGAUGGGAAGGGGGACGUGCUGGCGUGGUGGCAGUAUCACGGCUGGGAGUAUGCAGACCUGGCUGGACUUGCGCGUCGUGCGCUGUCCCAGCCAGUUUCCGCCGCCCCGUGCGAGCGGAACUGGUCUGUUUGGGACGGCGUGCACACGACACGCAGGAACAGGCUCGGGUCGGAGAAGGUCCGGGACCUUGUGUACGUUGCACACAACUGGACAGUUGUGCACAAACAUCACAAGGGAGCGGCUGUUGCAGGGCCUAGUGGGGUGGGAAGGAAGGGGGGGAUCGUGGAGGGGAACAUUCCCACUCCCCCCCUCCCCGAGGUCUACAAGCUGGAGGAGGAUGGGGAGGUGGAGGAGGAUGAGGACGCGAUCUGUGUGGAUGAGCACGCGCACCAGGAGGAUGGCGAGGAGGAGGAGGAGGGCGAGGAGGAGGAGGGCGGGGAGGACGAAGAUUAG
This is a messenger RNA of Closterium sp. NIES-65, 1839 nucleotides long. NCBI's taxonomy places the organism in Eukaryota, Viridiplantae, Streptophyta, Zygnematophyceae, Desmidiales, Closteriaceae. The record is from the annotation of a GenBank genome assembly.